This is a messenger RNA of Diversispora eburnea, 150 nucleotides long. NCBI's taxonomy places the organism in Eukaryota, Fungi, Glomeromycota, Glomeromycetes, Diversisporales, Diversisporaceae. The record is from the annotation of a GenBank genome assembly.
CUAAGGGAGUACAAAAGAUAGUAGUUAAAAAAAAUCUUACUCAUAAUAUAUAUGAAAAUUAUUUAAAAUCUCGAAAAGAAUGCAUGGUAACUAUGCAUCAAUUGGGAAGUAAAGACCAUAUUAUUAGACUUCUUCGUUCAUCUAAAAUUG